Myotis brandtii (Brandt's bat) is the source of this 3956-nucleotide messenger RNA. Its product is annotated as signal transducer and activator of transcription 5B. The transcript is spliced from 19 exons. The record is from RefSeq and is a predicted model, not a curated record. Gene Ontology annotation, biological process: regulation of transcription by RNA polymerase II; regulation of cell population proliferation; growth hormone receptor signaling pathway via JAK-STAT. Gene Ontology annotation, molecular function: RNA polymerase II cis-regulatory region sequence-specific DNA binding; DNA-binding transcription factor activity, RNA polymerase II-specific. The coding region runs from base 110 to 2497 and encodes 795 amino acids. NCBI's taxonomy places the organism in Eukaryota, Metazoa, Chordata, Mammalia, Chiroptera, Vespertilionidae.
AUGUGAAUAGAGAUUGGCCUUCCUCUUUAACUGUUGAAGGUAUUAAAACAAAAUGGAAAACAUUUGGCUUCCUGAAUGACAUGGCUGCAGUCAACAUGCUGAGCUGGUGAUGAAGCAUGAACCCUUGAUUUUGCAACACCAGAGCAAAGCACCAGAUUGUAAACAUGGCUGUGUGGAUCCAGGCCCAGCAGCUGCAAGGAGAUGCCCUCCAUCAGAUGCAAGCCUUGUACGGCCAGCAUUUCCCCAUCGAGGUGCGCCAUUACUUAUCCCAGUGGAUCGAAAGCCAACCUUGGAGAACAUUAAGGCCACCCAGCUCCUGGAGGGCCUGGUGCAGGAGCUGCAGAAGAAGGCGGAGCACCAGGUGGGGGAAGAUGGGUUCUUGCUGAAGAUCAAGCUGGGGCACUACGCCACGCAGCUGCAGAACACGUAUGACCGCUGCCCCAUGGAGCUGGUCCGCUGCAUCCGGCACAUUCUGUACAAUGAGCAGAGGCUGGUCCGAGAAGCCAACAAUGGUGCCUCUCCAGCCGGGAGUCUUGCCGACAUCAUGUCCCAGAAACACCUUCAGAUCAACCAGACCUUUGAGGAGCUGCGGCUGGUCACGCAGGACACCGAGAACGAACUGAAGAAGCUGCAGCAGACUCAGGAGUACUUCAUCAUCCAGUACCAGGAGAGCCUGAGGAUCCAAGCUCAGUUUGCCCAGCUGGCCCAGGUGAACCCGCAGGAGCGUCUGAGCCGGGAGACAGCCCUGCAGCAGAAGCAGGUGUCCCUGGAGGCCUGGCUGCAGCGCGAGGCCCAGACGCUGCAGCAAUACCGCGUGGAGCUGGCCGAGAAGCACCAGAAGACCCUGCAGCUGCUGCGCAAGCAGCAGACCAUCAUCCUGGAUGACGAGCUGAUCCAGUGGAAGCGGCGGCAGCAGCUGGCCGGGAAUGGGGGGCCCCCUGAGGGCAGCCUGGACGUGCUGCAGUCCUGGUGUGAGAAGUUGGCCGAGAUCAUCUGGCAGAACCGGCAGCAGAUCCGCAGAGCUGAGCACCUCUGCCAGCAGCUGCCCAUCCCCGGCCCCGUGGAGGAGAUGCUGGCCGAGGUCAAUGCCACCAUCACAGACAUCAUCUCCGCCCUGGUGACCAGCACGUUCAUCAUUGAGAAGCAGCCCCCUCAGGUCCUGAAGACCCAGACCAAGUUUGCAGCCACCGUGCGCCUGCUGGUGGGGGGGAAGCUGAACGUGCACAUGAACCCCCCCCAGGUGAAGGCCACCAUCAUCAGCGAGCAGCAGGCCAAGUCGCUGCUCAAGAACGAGAACACCCGCAAUGAGUACAGUGGGGAGAUCUUGAACAACUGCUGUGUGAUGGAGUAUCACCAGGCCACAGGCACGCUCAGCGCCCACUUCAGGAACAUGUCCCUGAAACGCAUCAAGAGGUCUGACCGUCGUGGGGCAGAGUCAGUAACCGAAGAAAAAUUCACAAUCCUGUUUGAAUCACAGUUCAGUGUUGGUGGAAAUGAGCUGGUCUUUCAAGUCAAGACCCUGUCCCUCCCGGUGGUGGUGAUUGUCCACGGCAGCCAGGACAACAACGCGACGGCCACGGUUCUCUGGGACAAUGCUUUUGCGGAAUCUGGCAGGGUGCCCUUUGCCGUGCCUGACAAAGUGCUGUGGCCGCAGCUGUGUGAAGCGCUCAACAUGAAAUUCAAGGCCGAAGUGCAGAGCAACCGGGGCCUGACCAAGGAAAACCUCGUGUUCCUGGCGCAGAAGCUGUUCAACAGCAGCAGCAGCCACCUCGAGGACUACAACAGCAUGUCCGUGUCCUGGUCCCAGUUCAACAGGGAGAAUUUACCAGGACGGAAUUACACUUUCUGGCAGUGGUUUGAUGGUGUGAUGGAAGUGUUAAAGAAACAUCUCAAGCCUCAUUGGAAUGACGGGGCUAUUUUGGGUUUCGUGAAUAAGCAACAGGCCCAUGAUCUACUCAUUAACAAGCCCGAUGGGACCUUCCUGCUGAGAUUCAGUGACUCUGAAAUUGGCGGGAUCACCAUCGCUUGGAAGUUUGAUUCUCAGGAAAGAAUGUUUUGGAAUCUGAUGCCUUUUACCACCAGAGACUUCUCCAUUCGGUCCCUGGCCGACCGCCUGGGGGACCUGGAUUACCUUAUCUACGUGUUCCCCGAUCGGCCGAAAGAUGAAGUAUACUCCAAAUAUUACACACCAGUUCCAUGCGAGCCUGCCACUGCUAAAGCCGUGGACGGAUACGUGAAGCCACAGAUCAAGCAAGUGGUCCCUGAGUUUGUGACGUCUGCAGACUCUGCUGGGGGCAGUGCCACCUACAUGGACCAGGCCCCCUCCCCGGCUGUGUGUCCCCAGGCUCAUUACAACAUGUACCCACAGAACCCUGACCCCGCCCUUGACCCCGACGGGGACUUCGAUCUGGACGACACGAUGGACGUGGCGCGCCGUGUGGAGGAACUCUUGGGCCGACCUAUGGACACUCAGUGGAUCCCUCAUGCGCAGUCAUGACCUCCAUCGCCUCCGUCAGCUUCUUGGUCCUCGCGAGAGGAGUUCCUCUUGUGGAUGUUUUAAUUCCAUGAAUCGCUUCUCUUUGGAAACAAUACUCAUAAUGUGAAGUGUUAAUGCUAGUUGUGACUUUAGUGUUUCUGUGCAUGGUGACCCCAGUGCAGGGAGUGUGUGUGUGUGUGUGUGUGUGUGUGUGUGUGUGUGAGUUUGUCCGUGUGGUGUUCCUCCCCCUUGCUGUCCAGACAGAGGCUGUGGUUGUUUGAACCUUGUGCACAAAGGCAGUUGGCUCCACGAGCCCUGGCACAUGGCCGUGUGUCUUGAGGGUGGCUGGACUUUGACGUGUGGCUGUUCAAGUAAGAAGGACGCAGGGAGGAGAAAGCACCUCCUCUCUGGUGAGUCUUUGUCACUGUGUUUGCCAGGCAAUUGUGCUAUAACCAUGAUUGUCUCUGCUUUUCUUCUGCAAUGUGGAAACCGCCUCCUGACAAAGAAUGCCAGUCCUCCCCCCAGUCCCCCACCCCAUUUUCCCGAGUAGGGAUGGGGAAAGGGGCAACUUAGGAGGAUUGUGGGGGCAAGGGGAGCCAGGGGUCUUCGGAUGGGUCGUGGCUUUUAUAAAUAACACGUAACCCGUCUUCGUGUUUUCUCCGUCCCUCCUGCCCUCCCUGGCUGUGUCCCUCUCUCCUCCUCUCACUCAGUCCCUCUGUGUGCACACACGUGCAGAUGAACUAGAGGGCAGAAGAGAGGGUCACGCCACCGAAGCUUACAGUGUUGGUGUCCUUUGUGUCGCGGCCAGAGUGGAACGCCCAGCCCUGACCCGCAGGCGCCGAGAACGUCGCCUCGUCGCCCAGGGAAGCUGCCGUCCCAUCUGCCCGUCCUUCCUCCGCGCUGGGAGGCUGACCGAUGCCAGCUCUUCGCAAAUGUCGGACGGUGUUUUUGCUUCUAACUUGGGACUUCUUGUUUUCCCCUCCCCACCCUCAUCUGACAGCGAAGUUCUCUCUUCCUGUGUCAGGUCCUGUGCCAUUCCUACCCAGGUCACCCCAUUUCCCUUCACUGAUCGUGCGCGAUGUCUCGGGGAGCGGGUGGCAGGAGUGCGGUCCGAACCCAGGGCCAGCGUGUCUAGCAGGUGUUGUUGCCCACCUGGUGCAGGGUGCUGGGUGUCAGGCAGUGGGGGUUUGGGGAAGUGCAGUCAGCAGGUUUGCGGGAAGUUUGGUAAGCUGCAGAAACAAAAAGCCUCAAGCAUAAUUUCGUCCGUAGUUUCUUCCGUGGCUCCACACCAGAAGGAAGGAAUGGGCUGUGGCAGGCAGGUGGGAAGAGAGGGGAACAGGCAUAGUUUUCAGGUUAGGCCUAUAAGGUCGCCCCCAGCCCCCUCUCCGAAAGGAUAUGACUAGGCCCAAGAAAUAAUGGCCCUAAAAACCGUAUUUUUAUAUGUGUGAGUAAAUAAACAUAUUUUUUUUACAAAAACUAA